Molecule: messenger RNA, 1709 nt
Organism: Cuscuta europaea
Lineage: Eukaryota; Viridiplantae; Streptophyta; Magnoliopsida; Solanales; Convolvulaceae
Source: the annotation of a GenBank genome assembly
UUGCGUUGCUAUCCACUCCAUCUCUGAACCCAAAAUGUCACCGCCAUUCGCCGCCGCAGUUUUCAAUCCCACCGCCACCAUGUGCUUCUCUCCUCACAAACCAUCCUGCUCCUUUUCUUCUUCUAGCUCAUCAGAGCAGCAGUUACCCAACCACCUAUCAAUAGCAUCAAAACCCAAAACUCUGCUCCAUGAAAACCCACUCUACCAACCCAUUCACAGCAACAUCUCCCUCGAAUUCAAAGAAAAGAUCUUGUGCCUAGAAGUCAUGGGCAUUGACUCUGGUAAAGCCCUCUCCCAAAACCCUUCCCUCCACACAGCUUCACUCUACUCCCUCCAUUGCAUCCUCACUUUCUUGCAGUCCAAAGGCAUCCACCAAAAGGACUUCAGAAAAAUCUUCGGGAUGUGCCCCAAGCUCCUAACUUCAGACAUCAAAUCUGACCUCGCCCCAGUAUUUGACUUCCUCUCCCAUGACCUGCAAGUCCCACAAAGCGACUUCAGGAAAGUGAUCAACAAGUGUCCAAGAUUGCUCCGUGCAAGCGUGAGUGACCGGCUAAAGCCAGCUCUUUUCUUCCUCAAGAAACUAGGGUUUAAAGAUUUUCGUGCUUUGGCUAUUCAAGACCCCAUCCUCUUGGUUUCCAGUGUGCAGAACACUCUCAUCCCUAAGCUCAACUAUUUGGUCAGUUUGGGGUUUUCAACAAGUGAUGCGGCGGGGAUGGUGCUGAGGUGCCCUGGGCUGUUGACUUUCAGCAUUGAGAACAACUAUAAGCCCAAGUUUGACUACUUUGUGAAUGAGAUGAUGGGUGAGUUGGAGGAGUUGAAGGAUUUUCCUCAGUACUUCUCCUUCAGCUUGGAGAAGAGGAUUAAGAAGCGGCACAUGGAGAUUGUGGAGAGGGGAGUUCAGAUUCCUUUGGGGCUGAUGCUCAAGGCCAGUGAUGAGAAUUUCUAUGAAUUGAUAAGGCAGCAGGAGACUGGAUAUCACCUCUUAUAAAUUAUAACCCUUCCUCAUCCCUAUAAGUCGUUUACUGUAAAGAUGCAUAUUUAUUCCUCCAUUGAGAUUGUGGAGAGGGGAGUUCAGAUUCCUUUGGGGCUGAUGCUCAAGGCCACUGAUGAGAAGUUCCAUGAAUUGAUAAGGCAGCAGGAGACUGGAUAUCACCUCUUAUAAGUUACAACCCUCCCCCAUCCCGAUAAGUCGUUUAUAUUAGCAGUUUUUCUAUAAGUCGUUUACUGUAAAGCUGCAUAGUUUUUCCUCCAUAGAGAUUGCGGAUAGUUGAAAGUUGUAUUUUAAGGCUUCAAGAUUGGUCUUUCAUCAGUGAACUGAUUCUGCUAAUAUAAUCUACUUGGAUACAAUCAUGCAGAUUCUGUUGCAUUGUUGCUGUAAUCUACAAUAAUAUGGUGUGGAACUGACUGUUUACUGAAUAUUGGUUUCACUGAUUAGUUGAUGGAAGCUCUAAUGUUGGCAACUUCCUUGAUCCACACCAGGCCUGCGUGCAAAUUUUCAUCAAACUGAUUAAAGAUUGGUGCACCAGUUAGUAUGCUCCAGUUUUUGUUGAUGUAAUUAUCAUUUUUAUUUAUAGUGCCAGCAAUCUUCAAAAAUCUUGACUGGCUCACCUGCCCAAGAAUCAUCACGUUGAGAUUAUAUUGGUACAACAUUUACUCCAUUAGACUUGCAAUUUUAAACCUAUCCUAUAGAAGGUGAAAGAAGAGAGAUA